AUGGCCACUAUCGGUAUUGCUUUUGGUAACUCCAGCACUUCUUUUGCAACCAUCAAGGACGGCAAGGUUGACGUUAUUGCAAACCCAGAUGGUGAAAGAUUCAUCUCCUCUGCAUUAUCCUACGUCGAUGGUGACGAAUAUCACGGUCAGCAAGCACUUGCACAACUUGUCAGAAACCCACGUAGCACAAUUGUCAACUUCAGAGACUUCAUUGGUGUUCCAUUCUCUGAUAUCAACGAUGAAUACUCCAAGUACGCUGCUCAUCCAGUUGAAUUCAACGGUAAGGUUGGAUACGAAAUCAACGGUAACAAGCUUUCCAUCGACGAAAUCGUGAAAAGACAUCUCAAGCAAAUCAAGAACGCAGCUGAAGACUAUUUGGGACAGUCUAUUGAAAGUACCGUCAUCACAGUUCCAACCAAUUUCUCCGAAACUCAAAAAGAAAACCUUGUCAAAAUCGCAGCAGAUGCAGGACUGAAGGUUUCCCAGUUGAUAAACGAACCAUCUGCCGCAUUAUUGGCACACUUGUCCAACAAGGAACAGCUUUUAGAAGAUAAGCUUUAUGUUGUUGCUGACUUCGGUGGUAUUAGAUCAGAUGCCGCUGUCGUUGCUGUCAGAGGUGGUAUCAUGACCUUGCUAGCAACUGAACAUAGCACAAAGUUGGGUGGUGCUGAAUUGGAUCAAUCUUUGAUUGACUUCUUUGCUGCUGACUUCCAAAAGAAAUUCAAAGCCGAUGCAAAGAAAACUGAAAAAUCUUAUUCUAAAUUAUCAGCUGCUGCUACGAUUACCAAAAAGACAUUGUCUAAUGUCCAAACUGCAAAUGUCUCUGUUGACUCCCUCUCUGAUGGUUUUGACUACAUGUCUUCUAUCAACAGAUUGAGAUUCGAAUUGGUUGGUAGAAAAGUCUUUUCUGAAAUGACACAAUUCAUCGAAUCAUUGGUCAAGAAGGCAGGAUUGGAAACUUUGGACAUCGAAUCCGUCUUGUUGGUCGGUGGUACAUCUAAUAUUCCAAAGGUCGCAAACACCCUAGCACUUGUUUUCCCAGAAUCUACUGAAAUUUAUGCACCUGCCAUCGACUCCAAGUUGCCAAAUCCAAAUGAGUUGAAUUGUAGAGGUGCAGCAAUUCAAGCUUCUUUGAUUGCAGGUUUCGAUGCUGAAGAAAUCAAGGAAUCAUUAGAACCGGUUGUUGUCAACACCGAGCACAUUCAAGCUCCAAUUGGUAUCAAAGAUGCCGAAGGUAAAUUUACCACCAUUUUGCCAAGAGAAACUGCAUACCCAAUUAAGAAGUCCAUUUCUUUCAUCGCUGCAUCCGACAACGCUGAAAUUGAAUUUUACGAAGGUAAGCGUACCAUCAAGGAGACUGUUGUCGAACCAGAACAGUAUUCUGAUGAUGAAGAAGACGAAGAGGAAGAAGAACCGGAAGUCAUCAGGGAAGUUGAAUACGUUCCAGGUACUUUACUUGGCAAGAUGGUUUUGAAGGGCGCUGAAUCGGGAAAGAAGGUUGAUGUCAUUGUUCAAAUCGACAGAGACGGAAAAAUGCGUUUGACUGGUAGAUCUGGUGACGUUGUUGUUAAGGGUGAAGUCUCUCAAGCUUAA
Messenger RNA from Pichia membranifaciens NRRL Y-2026, 1593 nucleotides. RefSeq lists its product as hypothetical. NCBI's taxonomy places the organism in Eukaryota, Fungi, Ascomycota, Pichiomycetes, Pichiales, Pichiaceae. The coding region runs from base 1 to 1593 and encodes 530 amino acids. Gene Ontology annotation, cellular component: nucleus; cytosol. The record is from RefSeq and is a predicted model, not a curated record. Gene Ontology annotation, molecular function: ATP-dependent protein folding chaperone; ATP binding. Gene Ontology annotation, biological process: protein folding. The transcript has a single exon.